Messenger RNA from Drosophila teissieri, 235 nucleotides. RefSeq names its product ductus ejaculatorius peptide 99B. The transcript has a single exon. NCBI's taxonomy places the organism in Eukaryota, Metazoa, Arthropoda, Insecta, Diptera, Drosophilidae. Gene Ontology annotation, cellular component: extracellular region. Gene Ontology annotation, biological process: regulation of female receptivity, post-mating. The record is from RefSeq and is a predicted model, not a curated record. Gene Ontology annotation, molecular function: hormone activity. The coding region runs from base 17 to 166 and encodes 49 amino acids.
GCGUUUCAAAUCCAUCAUGCAGAUCCCGGUGUUCCUCCUCUUGGUCAUACUGGCCUCCCUCCUGGGAUCGGCCGUUUCCCAGCAGAAUAAAACAAAGGGAAAAACAAGGGAAAAGUGGUGCAGACUGAACCUGGGACCGGCCUAUGGUGGCAGAUGCGGGAGAUAAGCACAUUAAGCACAUUGUUGUUAUAAUAAACAAUUGGGAUUGCCAAGAUUGCCAAGAUCCGCCAAUGGU